This is a messenger RNA of Leptinotarsa decemlineata (Colorado potato beetle), 1928 nucleotides long. It is a transcript of the gene Erk7, whose product is annotated as Extracellularly regulated kinase 7. Lineage: Eukaryota; Metazoa; Arthropoda; Insecta; Coleoptera; Chrysomelidae. Gene Ontology annotation, biological process: protein phosphorylation. The record is from RefSeq and is a predicted model, not a curated record. Gene Ontology annotation, molecular function: ATP binding; MAP kinase activity.
CAUUUAAUGAUUAAACAUUCGGUGCCUUCUUUAUGUUCAGUACCGGCCGGAUUGGUAGUUUUUGUUUGAGUUUGCAACUGUUUGCGAGUGAUUCACGGUUGUUUACGAAGUUAGCGCGAGAAAUGAGAAAAUGUGCGUUUGAAUUAAAUGCAAAAUCUAUGAAAUUUCAGGGUCACCCUGUGAUAACAGUACGAUCCGUCACUCAGUUUGUAGUAAACGCCAAAAUGACAGCUUUACAUUUAUAAGUUAGUUUUUUUACAAGUAUUUUACACAGUAAAUCGCAAUAGAAAGUGUACGGAUAUAUUCUACAAUGGCCCAAUCAAAGGACAAAAUGUCAGAAAUUGACGAACAUAUCAUGAAGAGGUUCGAUAUCCAGAAAAGAUUGGGAAAGGGUGCUUACGGAAUUGUCUGGAAGGCCAUCGACAGAAAAACCAAAGAAGUCGUGGCAGUUAAGAAGAUAUUCGAUGCUUUUCGAAAUCAGACUGACGCUCAAAGAACUUUCAGGGAAAUAAUGUUCUUGCAAUCGUUCAAAAAUCACCCUAAUAUCGUUAAAUUGCACAGUAUUCACAGAGCUGCCAACAACAGAGACAUCUAUUUAGGUUUCGAGUAUAUGGAAACGGAUCUGCACAACGUCAUAAAGAGAGGGAACAUACUUAAAGACAUACACAAACGAUACAUUAUGUACCAGCUGCUGAAAGCAAUGAAAUACAUCCACUCUGGGAAUGUCAUCCACAGAGAUAUGAAACCAAGUAAUGUAUUAUUGGACAGUCUGUGUAGAUGUAAAAUUGCCGAUUUUGGAUUGGCUAGGUCUUUAUCACAAAACCUAGAUGGUACCAUUGGCGAAUGUGAUCCAACUUUAACAGACUACGUAGCAACAAGAUGGUACCGAGCUCCAGAAAUACUUAUAGCGAAUAGAAGGUACACCAAAGGUAUAGAUUUAUGGAGUUUGGGCUGCAUAUUAGCGGAAAUGACGGUUGGUAAACCUAUUUUUCCUGGAUCUUCAACUGUCAACCAGGUAGAGAAAAUUAUGGCUACCAUUCCAACGCCAACACCAGAUGAUGUAAAUCAAAUCUGCAUAUCAGGAGUGGGGUCGUCGAUGAUUCGAAACGCAUCGGCCGUCCAAAAAAUCCCCCUCCAAUCGGUGUUGGGCCCCAGCGCGCCUGCAGACGCCGUGAGUCUGAUCACCCAACUGCUCGUUUUCAACCCCCUUAAAAGACUGAGAGCUGAGGAGGCCUUGGAGCACGAGUACGUGGCGAGGUUUCACGAUCCGGAACAAGAAAUCGUGAUGCAAACCAACGUUAUUAUUCCUUUGAACGACGAUAUCCGGCUGUCUGUAGAUGACUACCGCAACAAACUGUACGAAUUGAUGUCUGCUCACCAUCACAGACCGUUCAUCAAUCCUGUGUCUGUAAAACAAAAGCCGAUCAUGCCACAAGUCUACUCCAAAGUUACCAAGAACGCGGAAAAAUAUAUAAAGUCGCACGUCAACCUCAAAGACCGGUCUUACGUGUCGCAGUCAGAACCUAAAAUGAGCAGUCAGAAGACGCACUGGCUGCACACCGCGAAUAUCAGGUCCGAUUCCAAGGUCAUCGUGGCACAGACUCUUCAACCUCCUGUGAAGCACAGGGUGGAGUCUGUUAAGGCCGCGGGGGAUCACAGAGUCCAGAUGAAGUCGACUAGCGAAGUGCCCAAGAGAAGAUUCGCUCCGGCUAAAAAUCACCUGUGCAAUUCUUUCAACAGCUUCAAUAAAAAUCACGGAAUCAUCACGCAGAGCGCCCUGAUGGAGCUUCGAGCGGCUGGGUUUCGAUAAAUCUCGUACUUUUGUAUUUAAACACAGUAUUAUUUUAUCACUUUUGUAUAAUAUACUGAAUUUUAUACGCAUUUUGCACCUUUCAUGAAUUUUACUAAUAAAAGGAGAGGAAAGUGGU